Molecule: messenger RNA, 4991 nt
Organism: Nycticebus coucang (slow loris)
Lineage: Eukaryota; Metazoa; Chordata; Mammalia; Primates; Lorisidae
Gene: ADGRF2
Product: adhesion G protein-coupled receptor F2
Exons: 10
Coding region: 98-2170 (690 amino acids)
Biological process (GO): cell surface receptor signaling pathway; G protein-coupled receptor signaling pathway
Cellular component (GO): membrane
Molecular function (GO): G protein-coupled receptor activity
Source: RefSeq, a predicted model, not a curated record
CUCAGAGGUGCAGGAUCCUAGCCUGCUGAUCUGUAUCAAGAUAUGACAGAGCGAAGUCACUGAUGCCUGGAUCUCCAACUGCCAGGGAGCGGGGCAAAUGUUGUCAGUGACGUUGUUGGCCAUCCACCAAGCCAGACAGUCAGCUGAGCAGAAGACGAUGACUCACGUACUUUUGCUGUACUGCUUGGUGUUUCUGCUGCCCACAGAGUCCUGUAAGACGUUAUGUCAGGCCGCCAGCAAAAGCAAGGAGAAGGUGUCUGCCAGGCCACACGGUGUAUGCAAUGGUGUCUGUGAGGAUAAUUCCCACUGCACUCAACCUUGCCCUCCAGACACUCAGGGAAAUAUGGGAUUUUUAUGCAGGAAAAAGAAAUGGUACAAGAUCACUGAUACCUGCCGGACUCUCAAUGCCUUCAACAUCUUUGAGGAGAAUACAUACUCGGCUCCAUCAUUUGCAGGAAGUAUAAGAGUACCUGAAUAUUCUGAAAAGUCUGGGACCAUAACAGAUAUGCUGCUGCAAAAGUGUCCACGAGAUUUGUCUUGUGUCGUUACAAAUAUCCAGCAGUCUCCGCGGAUACCAGGAAACAUCGCCGUCAUUGUGGAACUCCUGCACAACAUAUCAACAGCGCUCCUGACAGAUGUGGAUGAGGCAAAGAUGCAGAGUUACAGCAUCAUGGCCAACCACAUUCUUAACAGCAAAAGCAUUUCAAACUGGACCUUCAUUCCUGAUAGAAACAGCAGCUGCGUCCUGCUACGCUCAGUCAAUUCCUUUGCAAGAAAGCUAUUCAUAAAUAAACAUUCCAUUGACAUUUCCAAUGUGUUCAUUCAUACCAUGGGCACCACCAUAUCUGGAGACGACACUGGAAAAAAUUUCACGUUUUCAAUGAGAGUUAAUGAUACCAACAGUGAAGUCAUCGGGAGGGUCCUGGUCAGUAGAGAUGAGCUCCGGAAGGUGCCUUCCCCUUCCCAGGUCAUCAGUAUCGCAUUUCCUACCCUCGGGGCCAUUCUGGAAGCCAGUCUUAUGGAAAAUGUUACCGUGAAUGGGCUUGUCCUGUCUGUCAUUUUGCCCAAGGAACUUAAAAGAAUCUCACUGAUUUUUGAAAAGAUCAGCAAAUCAGAGGAGAGAAGGACGCAGUGUGUUGGCUGGCACUCCUUGGAGAGCAGAUGGGACCAGCAGGCCUGUGAAAUGAUUCAAGAAAACCCCCAGCAAGCUGUUUGCAAAUGUAGGCCAAGCAAAUUGUUUACCUCGUUCUCCAUUCUUAUGUCACCCCACAUCUUGGAGAGCCCAAUCCUGAUCUACAUUACAUACGUAGGCCUGGGCGUUUCUAUCUGCAGCUUGAUCCUUUGCUUGUCCAUUGAGGCCAUAGUUUGGGGCCAAGUGACAAAGACGGAGAUCUCAUAUUUACGCCACGUGUGCAUUAUCAAUGUUGCUGCCACCUUGCUGGUGGCCGACGUGUGGUUCAUUGUGGCUUCCUUCCUCAGUGGUCCAGUGACACAUCACAAUGGAUGUGUGGCAGCCACGUUUUUUGUUCAUUACUUUUACCUUGCUGUGUUUUUCUGGAUGCUCGCCAAGGCACUGCUUAUCCUUUACGGAAUCCUGAUUGUUUUCCAUACAUUGCCCAACUCAGUCCUGGUGGCGUCUCUCUUUUCAGUGGGUUACGGAUGCCCCUUGGUCAUUGCUGUUAUCACAGUUGCUGUCACUGAGCCUGGCAGAGGCUACCUACGCCCUGAGGCCUGCUGGCUCAAUUGGGACAUCACCAAAGCCCUCCUGGCCUUUGUUGUCCCAGCGCUGGCCAUUGUGGUAGUAAACCUGAUCACAGUCACGCUGGUGAUUGUCAAGACCCAGCGAGCUGCCAUCGGCAGUUCCAUGUUCCAGGAAGUGAGAGCCAUCGUAAGAACCAGUAAGAACAUCGCCAUCCUCACACCGCUGCUGGGACUGACCUGGGGAUUCGGGAUAGCCACGGUCAUCGACAGUAGCUCCCUGGCCUUCCACAUUACCUUCUCCUUGCUCAAUGCAUUUCAGGGCUUCUUCAUCCUGGUUUUUGGAACAAUCCUGGAUCCGAAGAUAAGAGAAGCCUUGAAGGAACAAGUAACCUCUGCAAAGUGGAUCUCCAGAAUAUCCGAGAACCUUUCUUCUGAAUACUCUUGUCACCCCACCAAAGGGCCAAGCUAACACCCCAGGACACAUCCCUAACUUGGAAGGUCAUGUAUUCCGGAAGGGCAGAGCCCAGAGGAGGAACGUGCUCAUUCCUGUCUUCUUGCUUCUGGAGAGUCUGAGGAAGUCGCACAGGCUGCGGUGCUGACGAAAGAGGGUGUGGAGCACAGAAGGACGGCAGGGCCGUCUGUCUAAGCUGUUCUGUGUUACCGGACACUUCUCCUCUGCAUAUGCUGGACUUUCACAAGGAACCAAAGAGAAAGUGGGCCAUGAUCAUGGUUUUGCCGGGUCCCCCAGCUCUGUACUACCAGGUCACAUUUAUCCUCAGGGAGACAGCUCUGGCUCAACCUGGCAAAGGUGGCUUGGGAUGUCACCUGGGUGGAUUCUGUGGGCUGCUGAGGGAGGGGUCCUCAUGAAUAAUGAUUAGCAGUUGGGGUGACUCUAAGUAGGUCAUUGCUGUGUUUUUUUUUUUUUUACAAAAGGAAUCUAAUGACGGUAUAUCCUACUCCUUCAAAUUGAAAUUAAUGUGAUGGUCAGCCUGGUUUGGGUUUAGAUGCAACUGCUUUGAGCCAAGUGAAAAGCACAGAGGUUUGAACAAGAGAAGAUGCCCAUUUUAAAUUAAGGGACCGAAGGGUGCCACUGUGAGCUGCAGCUAAUCAAAGAUGGAAGCCCAGGUGUAAACCCAACUCUGCUGGCUCCCGGCCCUGGACUUUGUCUUCAAGACCACUGACAGGCUUUCUGUGUACACUGACGAUGUUAAGAUUAACCCUCAAUGGCAAUAUGUGUUUUUGAAACCUGAGAUGGGGAAGGGAAAAUAUCAUAUUUCAAACACACAGCUGCUUAUUUUCUUAAGCUCGUAUGUAAACAAAUUCAGCAUUCAAACCAGGAGUCUUUUGAUAGGAGAUAGUACUGUAGGUAGAAGCCCUUUGGGGUAGGGAAAAAAGAAACCCCUUUACAAAGCACGCAUAGGGUGGCACCUGUGGCUCAGUGAGUAGGGUGCUGGCCCCAUAUAUGGGAGGUGGCGGGUUCCAACCCAGCCCCGGACAAAAACUGCAAAAAAAUAAAAAAAUAAAAAAAUACAAAGCAAGCAUGCCUGCAGAUGCAACAGAAGAAAACUAGUGGGUUAAGGUAGGGGGUGAUGGGAGGCUCCUAAUUAUCCUUUCAUGAAGCCAGUAUUAAUGACCCUGCCUCACAAGUGGGAAAGGGAGGCUCACUUUGUGGGUGAGUGGGAUCUCUCACUUUCUCUUUUUUUGCUAUAAAUAAUUUUUCUCCAAGUAGAGAAGUUUGAGAAGGCAAAAACACAAUAAAGAGAUCAACCAGAAGGUAGAAAAAAUGCACCAACCUGGAGAAAGAGUCACCUUUCAAGAGGCAUUGCUUAUUUUGGGACAGUAGCAUCUUUCUUAGAUGAAGUCAGAAAUUGGCUUUCAUUUGCCAUGUCCCGGUGCACCUGUAGGGUCUCUUCCUGAGAAGGGGCUAGAAUAGGCAUGGUCCUGGUUUUGCUCUGCAUAGAGAUUUAGGUACAAAGAAAUGCCGCUUACCCAGCUUCAAUAUAUGGAAGUGAAGACAGAACGUUGUGAAGCUAAAUAGUUAUAGGAUUGUAAAUCUGGAUAAUCUAGUUUAGGAAAGACAAAGCCAAUUGCCUCAAUUUACAGAUAAGAACUCUGAGCACAGGGAGAGGGAGGGAGGGAGGGAGGGAGUGGCUGUGAUGAGCAGUCCCAUCAGGUAUGAAAGUGCUCUCCCUCUCUCCCCGGAUGUGCUGGCUUCAUAGGACAGGGAGGUCGGAAAAACACUCCAUCUUGGGCUCAUCUUUAAGCAAGAAAGGCCAUCAAUGUUGACAGAGAAACUCUGGAAGAAACUGUGAUCUCUUUCCUAUAUCUCACUGUGCACCAUUUUCCAUCUUGAAAGAUGUGACUGUGGACGACCCCGGGUGGAACACAUCUAGUGUCCUGCCCACACCUCACCGAGGAAGGGACUUGGUCAGGUGACCCACGGAGAAAUUGGCAAAAACAUUGUCUAAGGCAGAUUUGUGGCUAAAACACUUAAUACAUGGAGAUUUUGGAGAAAAGUCAUUAAAGUUUCUUUAGUUUAGUUUCCUCAUCUAUACACUGACAGUCAUAGAGCCUACCUCAUAGGGUUGUUGUCAAGAUUAAGCGGAUACAUGUAGGUAAAGUAUUUAGAAUAGUACUUGGCAAAUAAUAACUGCUUAUUACAAUACUGUUUUCUAUUAGAGUACCUGGGAAUACAUGCUCCCACACAGACAGACACGAACACAAGUGAUCACAGAGCCAUGGCCCUUUGAGUGAGUUUGGAAGUAGACACACACAUGGGAAUGACAUAGUCCAUGAACCUCUAAAUAAAAGAGUUAUAUAUUUGAUUUGGUGCGUUCAACAUUAGGGGUGUUUUUCACAAAACUGCUGAGCUUACCAUUAAAUGAGCCUUUUAAUUCAAGGUUACGCUGGUCACAAUACACAGUUCCUUGCCUGCCUCAUAACUCACUGCUCACUGUGUCUGAUCUCUGCUUCACUUUCCUCCGUCUUCUCUAAGAAGUCUCCCCCGAUUGGUCCAACCAGAAGAGCUGAUUCUACCUGCUUGAAUUCCUAUGUUUAUAAUCUGUGUCAUCCACUGUACAGUAGUAUUUACUGUAUAAUAUUGUUUAUUUACCUGGUCUGAUUGUGUGCAUGUAUAUUUUUUCCCAGACAAGAUUAUAAACCUUUAGGAACAUGAUUCCUUGUAUCAUUCACUACAUUGCUCACUUUUGUAUGCCCAUAGGGCAGAGGAGGGUGCCUUGUAUAUAGAAUAUGUUCAGUAAAUAUAUGUUCAAUAAAGUCCUUUGAUUCCA